Ilex paraguariensis (yerba mate) is the source of this 1333-nucleotide messenger RNA. The record is from the annotation of a GenBank genome assembly. NCBI's taxonomy places the organism in Eukaryota, Viridiplantae, Streptophyta, Magnoliopsida, Aquifoliales, Aquifoliaceae.
CACCCCCUACAAGUACCCUCUCUCGACCUCACCGCCUCCAGUUCCAAACCCUUCUCUCUCUUUCUAUAUCUCUCUCUACAACUUUCUCUCCAUAUUCUAGCCUACACCCACAUACACACUCUUUCUAGAUAGAGAGAAAAACAGUGCAUUAUCUCUGUCUUUCAUUGGAAGUGACAAGCUGGCGAUCGAUAAUCAGGAAUCCAGUGUACGUGAAAUCAAGCCCAAGAACAGACGUAUAAUGGGAGCUGGAGGACCAGAUGAGGAGGAUUGUAGGUGGCCUCCAUGGUUGAAACCACUGCUGAAGGAACACUUCUUUGUUCAAUGCCAAUUACAUGUGGAUGCACACAAAAGCGAAUGUAACAUGUACUGUCUAGAUUGCAUGGACGGCGCUCUCUGUUCUCUCUGUUUGGCCUACCACAAGGACCACCGUGCCAUCCAGAUAAGGAGGUCAUCAUACCAUGAUGUGAUCAGGGUCUCUGAGAUACAGAAGUAUUUGGACAUUGGUUCAGUCCAGACCUACGUUAUCAACAGUGCUAAGGUUGUCUUCUUGAAUGAGCGGCCACAACCUAGGCCCGGCAAAGGGGUCACUAAUACCUGCGAAGUCUGUGAGCGUAGCCUCCUCGACUCCUUCCGCUUCUGCUCUCUCGGUUGCAAGAUUGUUGGGACCUCGAACAAUUUCCAGAAGAAGAACAGAGCAUUGCCGGAGAAGAAACGCGGUCUGAUGACGGCAUCGGACUCCGAGGACUCAUACAGCAGCAGCAGCCAUGGCCGGCGCAAGAGCCCCAUUAAAGACUACAAAGUCCAGAGUUUCAGUCCGUCAACUCCACCCCCAACUUCGGUUACUUACAGAACUGCCAAGAGAAGAAAGGGAAUUCCACACAGAGCCCCAAUGGGAGGACUAAUCAUAGAAUAUUAGAAACCCCUACUUUUUACCUUAAUUUCCCUAAUACCACGCUCAUACAAAAAAAAAGUAGUAGACACUAGUGCUUUUACGGAAGAGGCCAGUGUUGGGAAAACCCUAAUGUAUAUACAGAAGCAGUCAAUAGAAUGUGAUCAUGAAAAUAGAAGGGGGGUAGGAGUGAGAAAUAAGACAAUGUACAAGGUCUAGAAUGUGGAGGAGAUAAGAGUUUGGAGAAGAAAAAUAAGCUUUAGUUUGAAAUAUGAAAAUAUAGUGGGUUAAUGAGGUCAUUAUACAUAAGUUUUAUCUCUUAUGUUUAUUGAGUGGGGUCAAAAUGUAAAUACUGUUUUGUGUUAGGGGCUAGAAUGCAAUUACAAUGCACUCGUAUAAAAGCAGGGUUGGUGUCUAUAUAUGGAAUGAAAUAAGAGAUUUUAU